UUUUAAGGUUUGGGGAAAAGGGAAGAAAGUCGUCUAGUUCUCAAAGACUAGGAAGGAAAACAACACAACAAUAAUUAAAAAAUAAAAAAAAUCUACUACUAACAAAUUAAUCUAACAAACUGAUCCCAGAAAUAAAUUCGAAAGGAAAUAAACAAGAAAAGGAAGGUUGUCCUUUAUUUCCUUGGCAUUCAUUUCAAUCCCAGCUUUUUUCCCUUUUAUCCUCUUCAUCACUAUUUCCAAUUACAAUACAACCGCCUCUCUUCUCUCUUUCUCUCUUUCUCUCUCCUCCACCUUCUCCAUCUCUCUUUUUUUUCUCUCUCCAUGGGUUUCCUAGGAGGAGUGGAUGGAGUAGCAAGCCAGCAAGAAAUGAAACAGUUGCUCACUUCUGGUGUUGUUCAUCCUUUUAUGGCAACUACUACCACUAAUCAUACUAUUCAUAGUAAUAGUAAUAAUAAUAGUAAUAGUAAUAGUAAUACUAAUAAUGAUCCUCAUUUAGACUUGCAACAAUUCUCUCUCCUCCAUCAUCAACACCAACAACAACAACAACAACAAUUACAACAACAACAUCAUCAUCAUCAUCAGCAUCAGCAUCAUUCGUCGCAGUCGCAGCAGCAACAACAACAACAGAAUAUUUCCUUCAGCAUGAUGCAAUCAUCUCCAUCAUCUUCUUCUCUUCCUGGAAAUAAUAAUAACUUCAUAGGAGGUGGAAAAGAAAGUAGUAGCACAGGAGCAUAUGACCUAGGAGAGCUAGAUCAGGCGCUUUUUCUUUACCUUGAUGGCCAAACAGACCAUGAACAACAACGACAAAAUCACAACUCUUCGUCGUCCUCGCCGCCUCGAGGAGUAGGACUUGGAGGUGGAGGUGGAGGAGGAGGAAUGAGACCGCCAACUCUUAACAUUUUCCCUUCUCAACCUAUGCAUGUUGAACCUUCCACCAAGACGAGUCCUGGAGGAGUAGGAGUAGGAGGAGAAGGAGGAGGUCAAUCAACAAGCGGUGGUUCGAAGAGACCAUCAGAGCAGCCGCCAGCGAUUGAGUUGUCAAACAAUAAUAAGAACAAUAAUAAUAACAAAAACAAAAAUCAACACGAUGUCGCUGCUGAACAAUCCAAGUCUAUCAAACGUGAAGGAAACCGCAAAGGUCCAACCUCAAGCUCCGAGCAAGAAGGGCCUAAAACACCCGACCCUAAGACACUGAGAAGACUUGCUCAGAAUAGAGAAGCAGCAAGGAAAAGCAGGCUUAGAAAAAAGGCUUAUGUUCAACAACUAGAAUCAAGUAGGAUAAGGCUUGCACAGUUAGAACAAGAGCUUCAACGCGCCCGAGCUCAAGGUAUAUUUUUCGGAGGCGGUUUAGGUGGAGCAGAUCAAGGUAUCCCUGUUGGUGUUUCCAACAUCAGCUCAGAUGCAGCCGUGUUUGACUUGGAAUACACAAGGUGGCUAGAAGAAAACCACCGGUUGACCUGCGAGCUACGGGCGGCGGUGCAAGAACAUAUACCAGAAAGCGAGUUAAAACUUUAUGUAGAUAAUUGCUUGGCACAUUAUGAUGUGGUAAUGAAUCUUAAGAGCAUGGUGGCAAAAACGGACGUUUUUCAUCUUGUUUCGGGUAUGUGGAAAACCCCGGCCGAGCGGUGCUUCAUGUGGAUGGGUGGUUUCCGACCUUCCGAGCUUAUUAAGAUAAUUUUGCACCAAAUCGAGCCAUUGAGUGACCAACAAUUGAUGGGCAUGUGUGGGUUGCAACAAUCAACGCAAGAGGCAGAAGAGGCACUGUCGCAAGGGCUAGAGGCUCUUCAACAAUCUCUGUCUGAUGUGAUCGCAUCCGAUACAUUGAGCUGCCCUCCUAACAUGACCAAUUACAUGGGACAGAUGGCUCUUGCCAUGAACAAGCUCUCUACGAUGGAGAACUUUGUAAGACAGGCGGACAGUUUGAGGCACCAAACUUUUCACAGACUUCAUCAAAUCCUGACAACUCGUCAAGCCGCAAGGUGUUUUCUAACAAUUGCCGAGUAUUUCCAUCGACUUCGAGCACUUAGCUCUUUGUGGAUGGCUAGGCCGCGACAGGAUUAGAUAAUAUGAGCAACGCAAAGAAAUCUAGCUAGCUCGUAGUAAUAGAAAAGUUUCACGAUACACUUUCCACUUUGAUAAUAUCUCUUUUUUAAUAGUUAAUCAUGAUCAAUAUGCUUCAACUUGAAGUUAUAUCAAUUUCUAAGUUCAAUUUUUUUUAAUUAUCAUGGUGGUCUCAUAGAGAUGUGUAUAUAUACGUAUACUGGAUACAUACUUCUAGACUAAAUAGCAAUGCUUGACAAUCUCUUGCCUUUUUGUGCGAA
Molecule: messenger RNA, 2321 nt
Organism: Beta vulgaris subsp. vulgaris (sugar beet)
Lineage: Eukaryota; Viridiplantae; Streptophyta; Magnoliopsida; Caryophyllales; Amaranthaceae
Product: bZIP transcription factor TGA10
Exons: 11
Coding region: 322-2061 (579 amino acids)
Biological process (GO): regulation of DNA-templated transcription; DNA-templated transcription
Molecular function (GO): sequence-specific DNA binding; DNA-binding transcription factor activity
Source: RefSeq, a predicted model, not a curated record